AUUUGGUUGCUAUGGGUUACGAUUUAUGACAUAAUUUACCUUGAUGAUGUAAGCUAUUCUGAACACUGUUCUGAAGUUCUACUGUCAGUUGUUAAUGUUGUAGUUUUGAUGACCUUCAUAUGGCCUUCAUCUGUUAGUUAAACAAUGAUAAACAACUAAUAUAGAAUAUAUUUGAUCAUUUUCCUCCUGAAAUGAAUUCCUCAAAUAAAGAUUCAGAAAAUCCCUCUGAGCCAGAGCCUGGCCCAUCCAGACCCUCUGAUGGCUCACCCCAGCAGGAUUCCCCCUCAUUUUUACAGGGCCACAUUCAAAAUCUCUCUGACAAUGAGUGGGCGGUUCUCAGCAGGAUAUUGGAUCCUUCUAUGACUAGGGCCCAGUUUGCAGAGCUCUGCCAGUCCCUCUUGAUGCCUAUUCUGGCCGCCACGUCCUCCUCCACUUGUCAUGUUGAGGUAACUCACCGCACUACUGAGGAGGCCUGCCGUGCUGAUGAGCAGCUCCACAGAGCCAGAGAUGGAACUGAAAACUCUGAGCAGGUGAAGACCUCAGGAAGCCCCUCUCUGGAUGCAGACGGCCGUCUGCACCAGGCUGUUCCAGACUUCACUGCUGCCCCAGCAGCCCUGGGGGCGGGGACUUCACCCUCCCCUGAGCCAAGAUGGCUGAGAUUAAAGAGCUUCCUAGCCAAAACUAGGAUACACUUCAAUUUCAAGAUUCCAACAAGACGCCACAGGAAAGUGGAUCCCGGUCCGACUCCUUCCAACAUGGACUUAGCAGGUCAGAAUGUGGACACAUCUGCCAUCCAUGAUGCACCUGCCUGUUCCCCUCAGCAGAAACCUCACAAGCGCUCCUUUUUUAGGAUCUUUGCUUCCUGCUUUGGGUAGAUUAUGGUCAAGACCCGUCACACUGUGAGCACCACAGCUAUAGGAAAACAUGACAAAACAUGAAGAAUACAUCUACCAUUUCAGAUGUUGAAAUCAUGUCCAACACAGAAACUAACACUGUUUAUAUUAAAUCUAAUCAGUUA
Messenger RNA from Engraulis encrasicolus (European anchovy), 1018 nucleotides. RefSeq lists its product as uncharacterized. The transcript has 6 exons. The record is from RefSeq and is a predicted model, not a curated record. The coding region runs from base 192 to 875 and encodes 227 amino acids. NCBI's taxonomy places the organism in Eukaryota, Metazoa, Chordata, Actinopteri, Clupeiformes, Engraulidae.